AUGUUAGCACAAUACUUUUUUUUCACAGCAUUUUUGUUUUUGAUCAUGACAAAAAUAUCGAAACAGCUUUCAAUUUCAUAAGACAUAGUUCAAAAGGAUUUAAUAACCAUCUUGAUAUAUGGAGAUGCAAGUAUUGAUGAUAUAGAUAGACAGCUGAAUUACACUUUGCCACUAUAGAAGCAUGAAUUUGAGGUGAUUGUUGCAAUUAAAAACAAAUCAAUGGUUGAUAUGAUAAAUCCUCUUUACAAAAAUGAGGAAAAAAUCAAAUUUAUUGAGAACUAAGAUGUGGAUGAUUUUGCAAAGAUUCUCUAAGCUCAUUUUAACAAUAUUCAAGGAGAGUAUAUAGUAUUAAUUCAAGCAAAAACUUAGAGUAAGAUUAAUAGAACCAAAGAAUAGCUCACUUAAAUGAAAACCUAUAAUUGCAAUGUAUCAGUAACAGAUUUAGAGAUUAUAAAUGAAGCAGAUGAAGUCUUGGAUAACUCUUACUUAAUUGACAUUGACUAUACCAGGAAUUUAGAUCUUAUCCUAUUUUCUGAAGAUUUCAGAUUUUAUGCAACACUUUUGAUAAGUAAAGCCUAUUUGGGCUAAAUACUGAUAUCAUAACCAUCAAUAAACAAAUACGAUGCGAUCUAACGAAUUGUGAAAGAUGGGGAUAUUCAUAUGGUGAAUACAUCAUUAGUACAGAUGACUUUCAAGCAAUAUCAAGAGAUGUUAUUUUAAGACACAAUCAUGAGACCUUAGCAAGAUCAUAUAAAAUACAUGCACUAUAACUCUCACUUGAAUAGGAUUAACAUCAAGAUCUAAACAGUUCAAUUUUCAAAACUUUUAAAUUGCUCAUUUGACUAUUUACUAUGUGACGAAGAUACAAUGAGUCUUGUAGGAUAUCUGAUUAUGCAUUCUUAUUUAACUGAUAAUCUUAGAGAUCCUUUUAACUCAAGUAGCUCUGGUUUCUUGUAGACAGAUUCUCUAAAACACAUAGAAUACAUUUACAGCUAUUUAAAUUUGUAAGAAAUAGCACGAUAAAAUCCAAAAGCAUACCCGUUAGCCUCUGUAAUUAUGGCUUGCUAUAACAGAGAUUACUAUCUUUGGAAAUCUAUUUAGCAUGUAUUAUAAUAAACCUAUGUUAACUGGGAAUUAAUUAUCUCAGAUGAUGGCUCGAACAAUCCAAAAACUCGAUAAAUUCUUUAGUUGGUUUAAAAUCAUCCACGAAUAAGGGUUUUUUAUCUUCACACCAACUAAUAUGCUGUUUUUGCAUUAAAUCACGGUAUAUCAUAGGCAAAAGGAGAAUAUCUUUCUAUAUAGGAUGAUGAUGACAUUAUGGUACCUUUUAGACUGAAUUACCAAAUUGAUUUUCUCCGUAGAAAUCAAAAAUACGAAGCAUGUGGAACAAACUAUAUUGUUAUAAAUGAAAUUGGUUAUCCAAGUAGUUAUGGAGGAUAUAGAGUGAAAAACUUUGCUUAAACAAAAUUUACUUACUUGUUCUUAAACCAUAUUCCUCAUAGUUCUUUUACUGUUAGGUUAACUCCUAGAAUGAAAAAGCACUUCAUUUACAACCAUUCGACAGCUUAUGAUUAUUCUCUUUGGUUCAAACUUAUAUUUGAUCUGAAUGAAGAUAUUAGAUUUGCCGUAUUACCAAAUCCUGUAACGGGAAUUAGGUUUCACAGACAAAGAAUGACUCAUGAUAGUAUUGAAACAUAACACUAUGGCAAAUGGAUUCCAGUAAAAUAAAUAGAGAUAGCUGAGAGAAUCAUUCCAGAUAUUUUCGAUAAUUUGAGUUACAAAUGCUAUUUGGAAACAUUGUAUAAACUUAACUAUGAAUAAGAUGUUGAGACAUGCAAGGAUCAAGAUAUUCAUCAAUUCCUUUCCCAAAUUAAUAACGGUCUAAGAAAUUUACCAUAGAUGUCUUAAAAUGACAUCUCAAAUCUUGACUAAAUAUUUGAUCGUUUUCAUAUAGUAUACGACGAAAAACUAAAGGAGGAUAAGGUUAAAUACCUGCAUUAAAGGAGAACUUUCGACUGUGUUUUACAUUUUGGAAAAAUAGAACUAUUAUUACUUCACAUUGAUCAAUUAAAAGACUAUGUUGAUUAUUUCGCUAUCAUCUAUUUAAUACCUCCUUAAGAGUAGGUUACCUUAGAUGAAAUUUUUAAGCAUUAAGUAAUCUAAGACAACUAAUAAAAAUUAUUAUUUGAAUUGAUUAAUGUUACAGAGGAAGAGUAUGAAUAAUAUUAAACUAAUCUUGAUAAAGAAAUAGCUUACAAAUUUACCAAACUUCUUUUAUAGAGAAAACUUUUUUAUCAUGAAGAAAUUAUUCUUACUAAUUCUCAUGAAAUAAUAAAUCCAUACUAACUUAGAAGAUUUCAGAAACUAAAUGCUGAUUUUGGAAUAUUUGGAUUAAGACCGCUUUCAAUUAUUGAUUUACAAGAAGGAAGAUAAUAUUCAUAAUCUAAAAUAAUGACCUAUAAAUUAUUUGAGUAAAUGGGAUAUUAAAAAGUUAGAAAUUUCACCCUAGAUCUUGAUAUUUUUAAAAAGGUUGGUCAACCAGCAUUCGAGGAUAAAAUAUAAACACUAAUAAUUGAUAAAGAUUACAUCAAUAUUCAUACUUUAAAAGAUGCUGGUGUUUAUGUUGAUGAGCAAGAUGAUUGCAGAAGUUCUUUUCAAAGUCAAAUUUUAUCAUAAACUUCUAAUUAAACAUUCGCAGAAAAAAGAAAGCUUUAAAACUUUUUUACUUCAAUUAGAGUUGAUUUAUAAUCAAUGUGCUAUUAAAAAUACAAAUUACUCUAUAAAAUGCUGGAUGAUGAACUUUGA
Molecule: messenger RNA, 2805 nt
Organism: Stylonychia lemnae
Lineage: Eukaryota; Ciliophora; Spirotrichea; Sporadotrichida; Oxytrichidae
Source: the annotation of a GenBank genome assembly